This is a messenger RNA of Hermetia illucens (black soldier fly), 4245 nucleotides long. RefSeq names its product allatostatin-A receptor (gene AstA-R1). Gene Ontology annotation, biological process: G protein-coupled receptor signaling pathway. Gene Ontology annotation, cellular component: membrane. The record is from RefSeq and is a predicted model, not a curated record. Gene Ontology annotation, molecular function: G protein-coupled receptor activity. The transcript has 11 exons. NCBI's taxonomy places the organism in Eukaryota, Metazoa, Arthropoda, Insecta, Diptera, Stratiomyidae. The coding region runs from base 959 to 2008 and encodes 349 amino acids.
GCGACGAUACCAUCUCGCUAUCGGGUGGGUACUCGGUCCUCGGCAGGAGCCUGCGCACAGGCCCCCACGCGCCACGGGUGUAGUGUAAGCCCAGCCAAGGUCGCGUGUUGGACUCGUAUCGGAAUGUAACGGCGCUCGAGCCGGGAGUGGAAGCUUUUUUCGCGAAUAGUUUUGUCGGCCAGUUGGUAGCGGAAACUCAUUGCGUUCGGAUUGUGUUCCGCGGAGGUGGUGAACGCAGUGCUAACUCGCUCGCAUUUCGUCGUACGUGAAACUAUCGUUGGGCAGGAGCGAGGCUUCGGCAUCCCGCGCGCGAAUCAGGCAUCCUUGGCAGGAAUGUGUUUAUUUGGAUUUUUCUCGGUGCUCGCGAAAAUCCGCGAUGCGAUCAUGAUGUGAUAAUUGCUUUCUGGUGUUCGGUAGUUUUCCGCGGAGCGGCUGGUGCGUGCCCGUGCAAGCGGGGUCCGUGGCCGUAAUUUGAUUCAAGUUGUGUCAUGAUAACGAGUGAUACGCCCCUUUGUGACUGUCUCGUGCCGCACGGCGUGUGAUAAGUGAUAAGCGACAGUGAGCCUUGUUGUGGAGGCGAAAGGUGGCGGCGCUCGCUGUCCACGGUCCUCGUCUGACAUAAUGCGUGCCUGCAACCAAUGUUUGCGGUUGUAAUUUGAAGAAGGAUUUUCACCGCAUACAGUGCGGAAACGGUCCAGGACGUUCGUGAUAAGCCGGCGGCAAUUAGGAGCGGACUCUAAUUCACUGGAGUGUAUUGAUAAGGUUUCGAUGUGAGUUCGACUUUUGAGUACAAGAUAUUUGACUUUUGGACCUCCAGCACUUCAGGCGGUCUUGACUGAAAUGAGCCGUACCACUGCAGUGAAAGAAUAAAGUGAACUUAGAGAAAGUUGUUAGCUUUCUUAAUCCGAAAAUUACAAUUUAGUUAGCGGCAAGAAAACUCAAUGUGUGAUAUUUGACAAUGGACCCGCAUUGCAACGAUUCGUAUCCGUGUUUCAACUCAACACUAGAUUACGCCGAUGAAAUAUGGCCAUUGGAACGGAUUGUUUCCAUGGUAGUGCCAGUAUUUUUCGGUCUAAUUGGAUUAGCAGGACUUCUGGGUAAUGGAUUAGUAAUUUUAGUUGUGGUUGUGAACCAACAAAUGCGUUCAACAACGAACCUCCUCAUCAUAAAUCUGGCAAUAUCCGACAUCCUGUUCGUCAUCUUCUGUGUCCCGUUCACUGCCACAGACUACAUCCUGCCCGAAUGGCCCUUUGGCAACUUAUGGUGCAAGUUCGUCCAGUACAUGAUUGUUGUCACCUGCCAUUGUAGCGUUUAUACACUUGUUUUGAUGUCCUUCGAUCGAUUUCUGGCUGUGGUCCAUCCUGUCACGAGCAUGUCCCUGAGGACGGAACGUAAUGCAAUGUUAGCUAUUCUGUGUGCUUGGGUUCUAAUCCUGACGUCAGCCAUUCCGGUGGCAUUGUCACACAGUGUUCGAAUUUAUAGCCUCAAAGGACUGCAUCACACGGCCUGCGUGUUUUCAUCGCAUCAGGGGGUGUGGAGCUUAGUAGGAUUCCAGGUUUCAUUUUUUCUUUCGUCCUACGUGGUGCCGCUCACACUAAUUUCAUUCUUGUACAUGGGCAUGCUGGUGCGACUGUGGAAAAGUGCUCCAGGAUGCAGGCAGUCGGCGGAAUCCAGACGAGGGAAGCGCCGCGUCACACGGAUGGUGGUAGUGGUGGUGCUUGCGUUUGCAGUUUGCUGGUUACCUAUUCAUGUUAUCCUCGUUUUGAAAGCGUUGGACUUAUAUGAAACAUCACAUGUGAAUGUUUUAAUUCAAAUCGUUUCACAUGUUUUAGCGUAUAUGAAUUCCUGUAUUAAUCCAAUUCUCUACGCCUUCCUCUCGGACAAUUUUAGGAAAGCAUUCAGAAAGAUUGUUUGGUGCGGACCACCACCUAUCGAAACACAUCGAAAUCAGCCCACGAAGACAACCAGGACAACCGGAAAUGGAACCUCCAAUGCUGACAUUCUGUAACUAUGUAGCAACUGCUAGCUUCAAGGCACACACCUACACACUGAACAUUGAAAGGAAACUGAAUUUUCCUAGAUAAUAUUACGUUAAGAAAGUGAGAUCUGUUGGAUACAAUACGGACCAAAAUCCGCAUUAGGACGGAUUUCAAUAAAGAACAUAGAGGAUAAUAGGGCCAAUAGGAAUCUUACGCUGAUAUCUGAACAACUUUAAAGUCGUAGCAGAUAAAACUGCUAUUUGUAUUUAUGUAUGUAUUCGAGAAAUGCUCUAAACUAGCACUAGGAUAUUAGCGAAGGUAAUUCUUUUGAUUUUUUUCAUAAAUCUAAAGAUACAUUGAAGUGUUUUGCUAUAGUAUGUACGUCGUGGAAAAUUUUAAUUGCAAAUUGUUAAAUAUAAAGUAAAAGGCGGAGAAAUGUUAACAUAAAAGCUCAAGAAUUUGUAAUUUGUGUGCGUGUUACUCGUGUAAGCACAAUGUUUCCUUCUAUUGUACAUAGAAACCAUUUUGUAACAUUCUCACACACUCCCUGCACCCUUAGUGGUAAAAUAUAAUACUUACUUAUGUAGACAUGAUAAUUAACGAGGUCAGGGUUGCCACUGAAUUUUAUUGCAUAGUACAUCGUUGAUAGUAAACGCAAUACAUUGAAUACCCAAAGUGCAGCGCCACACAAACUUUUGUCUUAGAACUAACUGGAAAUUUGCGUGCAUGGAAAUCGGUCCUCUGGCAAACCGUAGUGCCCUUUUUACGGUAUUGCCACCUUCCAAAGUUCUUUCUCAGAUCUCAAGCAGGAGGAAGGGAAGUUCGUCUAUCUGUUGAAGAAUGAAAGAUUUUUCCUUGAGCGAGCGAAUUUUACAUUGAUUUGGGCAUAUUUGGUAAGUUUCAAUGAACUUCUAGGAAAUGCAAACUUUUCAAAAUCCAUCCAAAAUAUUUUCAGGAUUCUUCUCCAUUUCAAUGUAAAUUCGCUCCUUCAAAGGAAGCACCUGAAUCGAAUUGUUAUGAUUUCCAGCAAUUUGCAUACUAUCUGCGGUGUUUGUUUCAAAAUCAAUUGAAUCACGAAAAUACGAGCCUACGCACCCCUGGCGGAGCUUAGCGUUCGCGAAAAUUCACAGCCCGAAGCUUCCUUUAUUCCUCAUGUGAAUAAGCUCCAGCACGCUACAGGUGCUCCUUGGGGAUUAUUUACGUUUCUCAUGUUUGCUUUCGACGGGAGCCAUUCUCUAUGCUUACCUUCGGGAUGUGCACCUGUGUCUGCUUGCCGAUGCGACGAGCGGUGCUGAAUAACAUUGUAGCGGGGCACGUGCUUUCACAGGUAUGUUUACACUCAGUACAUCAAGAUCAGAGGAAAAUAUAUAGAUAACAAGGAUAUUCGCGGCUGCUUUUCUCAUCAAACCUAUAUUUUAUUACACACCUUUGCAUACAUGUCCGUACGUACGCAUAUUAUUGGGCUUACAGAUAGGAAAUAUGACUCGUCGUUUCUGACUGAACGUAGCUUGUCGGGCGCCUCCAUUAGUACUGGGUAAUUUAAGGAUGGGCCAACGAUGCCAGGAAGGGAUGCAAAGUGUACAAUUGUUCUGGGGAUUUGGAUAAUAUAUGAAAUAUUUUUAUUGCGAAGACAGGAAAAUGAGCGGAAAAAUAUUUAUGGCACCUUUUUUCAUGACAAUGGAGCAGUUUCGUCCCGUUUCGUUUUUGACGACUCAAUCUGGCGUUGUUUUCUACAAGAGUUACAAAGAAUACGACCCAAAUGAAAUUGUGCCUAUUGUAGAUAUCUAGGAAUUUUCUGGCCAAUAAAUUUCCUGAUUUUGUUUUUUUUUUUUUCUUAUUUUUUUACACAUGGAAAACGAGCAAAGGAAAACUGCAAAGGGGAUCGUUUGAAUUGAUAUUUGUUUUAUUAUGCUUCUUUGUAACUAUUCAACCCUUAUAGGUCCCUAGUUUACUUUACUGCAACUCUUAAUGUAAAGUUGUGCCAAAUCUUGUCAAAUGUUUGGGCAAAAUGUAAUACUCGCCGGUUAGAGCACUUCCGAAUCAUCGUCAUUUCGUUCUUCUUUGUUGUGUUGGGUUGAGCUGAUGGAGAACUUCAUUUGAUUGUAUGCAGAAUUCCUUUCUUGCUAAGGUGCAAUCGCAUGCAUUUUACCUAAUGGUCUUUUUUUCUACCAUAAAUAUUGUCCUUAUAGAUUUUCCAGGCUAUAUCAUCCUUAUCCGUACGGAUUAGGUGACCCGCUUACCACAACCUCCUCAUGUAGGGGGUCAA